Messenger RNA from Lates calcarifer (barramundi perch), 3609 nucleotides. RefSeq lists its product as uncharacterized. NCBI's taxonomy places the organism in Eukaryota, Metazoa, Chordata, Actinopteri, Centropomidae. The transcript is spliced from 7 exons. Bases 302 to 1762 code for a protein of 486 amino acids. Gene Ontology annotation, cellular component: nucleus. The record is from RefSeq and is a predicted model, not a curated record.
GGCAGCUGGGGGCGCGCAGCAGCCUUAAAAUGUUGCGCGUUCAAGCGAGGAAAAAAAAAUUCUCUCGCGCUGCGGAGUCUGCGCAGUUCCGUUGUUCUCGUCACUCCGAACUUUCGGGAGAACCACGGAGGAAGAAGGGGAGAGAGAGAGAGGGAGAGAACAACGCCAUUUUUCCUGACUGGCAGGUGGACCUAGACCAGACAGUCCUGGAGGGCGGAGAAACUGGACUCGGUACCAAACUGAGUCGUAGCGGGCCAUCAGAAGAAGAGGAAGAAGAGCGUCAGGAAGCGGAGGAGGAGCCAUGUCGGCCUCGUGGCGUGAUGACGACGAGGAGUUCAGGGUGGGAGGAGUGAAGGGAGGGUUGAGAGCCAAACCAAGGUUCUCCUUCACUGAGGUUAAACUGCUGCUGGAGGCGGUGAAGAGGAACAGAUACAUCAUCCUCAGGAAGUUUAACCAAGGAGUGUCAGCUGAAACCAAGAAACAGACCUGGGCUGAAAUCACCAAUCAGAUCAACGGUCUGGGAGAGAAUCACAGAGAGGUGCGUCAGAUCAUGAAGAAAUGGGCUGACCUGAAAUGUGAUGGGAAGCGGCGUAUCGCAGCCCUGCGGGGCCCCAACGGCAGCAACCUGAGGAAGAAGAACCUGGGCCCCGUGGAGAGGAUGGUCCACAAGAUACUGAUGAUGAGUCCCAGAGGAGAUGGUGACAGUGAUCAGGACCUGGGCGAGGACGAUGAUUUCUCAAAGCUGUACGCUAGAGGCCUGCCCCCUAACCCCACCCACUACUCCUACCUCAACCUGACAGACUCCCACUCCUUACCUGGGGGAGCCUCCUUCGACAUCUCUCCUCUCUCCUCCCCAGAGAAGGAACUUGGUGGAGAUCCUUUCCACUCCUCCUCUGACUUUGACUUAGACCUGGCUGACGAUGGAGAACGCACCAUGGACUUUGACGAAAACGACGACUCCGUGUUCUCCUCUUGUCCCUCCUCUCUCCCCCCGCCCACCUCCACCUCCCUGGACCCCCUGCCUGACGACACCCUGCUGAGGGUCAGACCGGUCCACACCUACUCCCGAAACAACAGCCAGAACCACAACCACACCCAGAACCACACCUCCUCCAGAUCUACACCUGGACCCUCCUCCUCUGUGGCCUCCACCUCCUCUGUUUUCCCCUCCGCAUCUGAUUCAGACGCCGCCUCGUGCUCUGCUGCGCCUCCUUUGUCGCAGUCCCCCACGAGCUCCAAUGUGACUGGUUCCUCCCUCCCUGCUCCCCCACCUGCCUCCUCCUCCUCUACAUCUGUUGCAGCCAAUGACUCUACCUCUCACCCUGCACCACCUCCUGCUGCUGCUCCUGCUUCCUCUGCUGCUGUAUCCUCCUCCUCCUCUGUCCUCUCCGCCACCUCUCAUCAGCCACCUCCCUCCAAUCACCCCCCCACCUCGGGCUCAAACCCAUCCGACCCUCUCCCGGCCGGAGCGUCCACCCGCAGGUCCCAGGACCAGGUGGCUCAGAUGGCCUCUCAGAGCCUCCAGCAGCAGCGGGCCAGCAGGAUGCUCCUGACCUCGGUGUCUCAGUCUCUGGAGAUGCUGGCUCAGUCCGUGCAGCUGCUGGUGGAGAGCCAGCAGGAGUUUGUGCAGGAGUCUCUGCUGCUGCAGAGGGAGACCGUGGACAUCCUGAGGGAUUUCUCCAACACGGCGCUCACCAUGCUGAGGGACAAGGCCAACAGCGGACAUCUGCCGACACAUCACCACCCCCCUUCACACUUCUGAAAGACAGACUAGUUCAUUUUCAAAACUAAAUGGGAAAGAACAACAAGCCAAGUGCAGGAAAGUGUUGUCAGUGUGAGUAGAUGACAGGCCGCCAGCCGCCACGUGGAGUCACUCAGAUUGAAACAUCUGUCUUAGUCAGGAGACGCUGAUGUUUGACUUAAGCAGCCUGAAAAUGGGACUAAAUAUUUAGCCAGAGGCACAGACAGGUUCAGAUUUACUCCAUGAUCUCAGAUGUUUGUGUGCCUGGUUGUGUUGGUUUAUGGCAGGCUCAUGUGUUCACACUGUAAUUAAGCUGCUGAAUCCACCCUCUUUACAAACCAACACUAGACGAUGUAAAGACAGAGCUCGUGUUUGAGUCGACGCUGGGUCACUGACAGGAGAUUAACAGACAAACUGACGUGUGGAUAUAAAAGGUACUAACUGUGUUUGAGCUCUGCACCAGAGGCCAAAUCUACAUCAGCUCAGCUCAAACCAGAUCCACCGUCACACUGAUGGAGGAGAAAACCAACGUGGUUCGUUGAGGUUAAAGCUGAAUUUGCUGCUGACACGUUAGCUUCUGUCAUUUCCAAAGCACCAGUAUGAGUCACUGUUUAUCUGUGUGAUCCAGUGAUCUGCCUCCAAAAUGCCUUGAGUUGGUCUGAGAGUGUAACGUGUGUUUCUUAAUCGUUUAGUUUUCUGGCCCAAAACUCUGUUUAAUUGACACAAAGUAAAGACUCAUCUGAUACAACUACAGUCAUUUACUCGACUGUCAGGUAUCGAUGCUGCACAGAAAUCUAAUUUGCAUUUUGCCUUUUAAAUCACUUUACUCCAAAGUAAAACUAGGGAACAAGUAAUGAUUCAACAAGUGCUAACGGACAUCUGUGGGGCCCAGUUUAAUUUGCACAGGUGGAACUAAUAACCCAGAGCAGAGCCCUCAACAGUGUCGUCACGGUUACUACAGUCUUCCUCUUUAAAUCCCAAAAGUACUGAUGUUAAAAACUACAUUGUUAGCAGCUAAAUCUCCAGCUGUUGUCUGUGUCUGGUCAGUGAGCGUUUAUCUUUGGUUGAUUGGUGCUAUCAGUUAAUUACACUGAUGUUUAUGACUGAAGUUGAAGGGUGUUUGAACGCAGCACAGAGGUGAACUAAUAAUAAGUCAUGUUUGGGAUUUUUUUUUUUAAUCCACCACCUACUCUGCAUCACUUUACUUUUGCACUACAUCCUGGGUUUUGGUUCUAACUGUUUCAACACUUCCUUCAAUACUGUGAUUUUUUUUUUUUUCUCCUUGUUGCCAUCUGUAAACCAGCGAACACAGCGAUAUGGAUGAAUGUUCUCCAGUCACAGAUCAGGCACACUCACGCUGGUUUAAGAUGAAUGUUUGAGAGCAGGAAACGGUUCUAUGAUGCAGUGGAUAAAGGAGAAAACUUGUAAAGUUUUGUUAUUAAAAGCUGUUAAAUAAAGAAAUGUCAGUGUAGGAUGUUGCUCCCAGCCAAAUGUAGUUCCAUGUUAGUUUAUCCUGAUGGCUCCUGUGACCUCUGACAAGACAACAUGAAUUUUCUAACAUAGAUUAAAUGUAGAAUAAGCUCGAGCCAGUUCCUGCAGGAGACUGUCUGACCCUGGCAUCAGAUUCCUCAUCACUUUAAACAGACUGAGACAGUUGUGUGAGCAUAGAUAACAGCUGUACACCUACAGAUGAUUUAACCUUUGACCUCCUUUGUGCUCAGUCCAGCUCACAGCGUUGUAUCAAUCUGCAGACCUGCCCAUGAACAUGCAGUUUGAUGACUGACCAAAUGACUGUCUGCUGUUAACACCAGGCUACGUGAUGUUUCCUACAACCAAAUCCUGAGAAUAAAGAUUUAUUAUGAAAACAA